Molecule: messenger RNA, 3844 nt
Organism: Styela clava
Lineage: Eukaryota; Metazoa; Chordata; Ascidiacea; Stolidobranchia; Styelidae
Source: RefSeq, a predicted model, not a curated record
UAGUAGUUCAGCUUGAGAUGCGGCAAAUACGAUGGUGAAAUCGUCUUCGCAAAGAUUAAGCAAGUUAGAUCGCUAGCAGAAAUGACUCUGUUAGAUUUAGAAGGUAUAUAUUACAAGACGGAGGUGAAAAUAUGUUUUUUUUUUGAUAAAAAUCAAUCUCAAUGCUGCAACGAGUUGUGUUAUAUGGUUCAGUUUUAACUGUUCACUAAACUGUUACCAGAUUGCUUAGCGCGAAGUUGUUGAGCCUCGAAGAAGGCAUUGCCUUUCUCCAGCUAUGGUCGCGCUUGAAAUUUGAGAAUUCCCCCGUAUUGAAAAUCGAACUUACUGAUUGAAAUCGAAUUGUGCUUUCCAGGACUUAUGAAUAAAAGAGUCGAUCAAGAGUGAUUCAGCUUUCUUUUCACUGUUCGGUGACUUGAAGAUAGCAUUGGAAUAGUACAAACAACGUUUCAAUGAAGCACAAUUCUUAUUUUUCUUACAUCCUACUUGCAUUGUUUAUGUAUUUAUGGAGUUCGGUAGAAGGAGAAGCUUUCAACAGAACAUGUCAAAGCCAAAAUUCAAAAACAAAGCAAGCGUACGUCAACUGGCCAUUCAGCGUCAACUGUGAUUAUUUGAAAUCUAUUUGGGUAACGAAAACACAUAAUAUUGAUGAUGAUAAUAUUCAAUGCAUCACAACUCAGGGAGACAUUGAGAUCAACGACACAAUUCUAGAACUAGCAUCACUUACUGAUAACUCGAACUAUACUGCUAAACUGAUUAUCAAUAACACUAUUUGCUUGACAAAUAAAGUACAAGUUGUUCUUCGACCUUUCCCGGAAAUAUGCAAGGUAGGGGUAAAUAACGCCAUCUCCCGUGAAUCUACAAUUGGGGAUAGCGUGAAUUUGAAUUGCAGACCUCCAGAAGGCGAUCCAGAUAUAAUUCCAGCAGGAGCAGAUCAAUCUAAGUUUAAAACUAAAUGGUACGUUAAUUGUAAAGAUGAAGAUUAUAGAACUAAUGAUCCAUGGACUGAAUUUUCGGACCCUGGAUACCCGAAUGGAUUGAAUAUGCCACGAGUUGAUUUCUACGAUGCCGCAGACUUUACAUGUACAGUAACAUACGAAGGAAAAAUAUUGUAUGCUGUUACAUACGAACAAUGUAUAAAACAGCGCACUGAGUCCAUCAAUCCUACAAUCACCUGUGUCAAUUAUGAAACUAAAGCACUCGGUGAUACUGCUGUACUUGAUUGCGAAGGACAGAUAGUAUUGGGAAACACUCCGUCAAAACAUUUUGCAGUCCUAUGGCAAAGGAACAGCGAUACAAUUUGCGAAAAUAAUUUUUUCAACCAGACAAAUCUUGGAGUUUUUGACAACAGACAAUCAUGCAUCGUGAAAGGCAACAAUGACUCCGUUGUUUGUGUCGUUGACGGCGAAAAAAUACAAAAUCGAAAAAAGAUUAUCGAUAUAAACUUGUAUAUUCGAGACUUGAAAAGCAACGAUAUUGGACAAUAUACUGUCAACUUGGGUUUUUUCGAUAUAUCAUCUGGCUCGUGGAAGAACGAUACUUGGGUUGUGAAACUAAAUGAAGACAAUACGCCACGACUACUUCGACUCAUCAUGAUUCUUAGUAUAUGCCUGGGUGUGCUGAUAUUAAUCAUCAUUCUGGUCUUGCUUUAUAAAAGAUUUGAGAUCUACAUUCUUGUUGCGUACAAGAGAUCAUGGCUAUGGAAAUAUGAUCGAGACGACAAGCAAUAUGUCUGCUAUCUUUCAUAUCUAUAUGAUUCUGACACUCUUUCUGAUGAAAGUCUCAGGGCUACAUCGACCAUCGUAUACGCGAUUCACAACCUGUUGGAAGAUUCGAAUUAUACAUACUAUGAUGAACAAAGGCAGGUUGAUUUUACAGUUCAAGUUGAAAGUAUCACAAACCUUAUAGAAAGAUGUCACCGGAUGGUUUUUGUCUUAACUCCUGAAUAUCUAAAUGAUCGCUGGAUGAGAUUUCACGCGGAAUUGGGUUUUCAUGGGCUUCUCGAGUCUAAAAUGGGCCUAAUAUUCAUUCUCACUCCGGGAACGAAAAGGGUGCUGAAGAAACUAGCAAGGACAGACAAAGUUUGGGAAAGGCUUCUGAUUGCUAUCAAGACAAACCAUGUUAUAAAAUGGAGAGAAGCAAUGAACGAAGAUAAGUUGAAGAGAAACAUCGAAUACAGACUUCCAAAACUUGCUCGGAGAUUUUGAGAUUUACAUGGUUCGAAUUCGAGCUGUAUGGUUGUAAUCCUGAUUAUACUAGAUCUGUGAGCCAAACCACAAAUCAUAUAUGAUGUCGGAUGAUGGGGCUGCACAGGGUGACUUUAGAAUGUGAUGUGAUUCUAAGCAUUCCAUGUGAAUUGCAAACGUGUAUUUUAUUUACAAUCAUUCAACUCGUAUAAGAUGUAGGGCUGGGCAUUUUCGAAUAGUAGAUGAUUUCAGAAUCGAAUUGAAUCUUGGAUAAUUCGAAGGUUUUUAAAUUACUACAACAACGUUAUUAUAUGUGACUGUUUGUUGUAAUGGGCUCUCCUGAAACACAAAUCACUGAAAACACAGUAUUUAUCAUUUUUUACUAUUUGUUUAGAGUUGGGCACUCUAAAUAAAAUAUAGUAUUUCAAGAUUAGGUUUUGAAAUUAUUUUUAUCCGGGUCUUGCCCAUUCUCGUCAUUUGUUAUAUUUUAUGCAUUAGGUGAAAUGAGAAUGUUCAGAUGUUAAUCCUAGAUUUGACAAUUUUUUUUAUUGUGUUGUUAAUAUAUACAUAUUGCAGCCGCAGCACUGUUAGCUUUAAUUGUUCAGCGUCCUUCGAUUCUAGAAGUCAUUGUCAUAGUUUUAACUAUUUUUUAUUAGAUGUUCUCUGAUGAACUAUAGUCGAUAAAUGAAUUAUAUUCCUUCCUAAAGUUUUUUUAUGUACCAUUUUCUUUCGUGUCGAAUAGAUAAAUGAUAUUUUUUCUCAUUAAUAUGAAAAGUGUUAAUUUAAUUUGAACAAUUUAUAAGUUUGUUUAGUUUGGAGAAUUCAAAACUGAUUCAUAAAAUAUAUUAAAAGUUCGUUUUGAACACUAUUUCUUUCGUGUCGAAUGAAUAAAUGGUGAUAUAUUUUAUAUCGCCAAUUUGAAAGGUGUUGAAUUAGUUUGAAUGAUUGAAAAUCAAUUUAUGCAAGUUUUUGAAGCCGCAAUUUGCAUCUGCAAAUUUUGUGUUUUUUUAUGAUUUUUGUAUUGUUUUGUCAUAGAUUUGAUCUCAACUGUUUAAGCACUGCAUUUUAGCUUAGCAGCGUGUGUUCUAUUUUAAGUUUUGCUUAUAAAAUUGUAACCUGUGAAAUAUUCUUCAGUCCAACAAUAAAUUGUAUAAAUACCGAUAUAUUUUGAUUUCCAUAUUGCACCAAAUGUGAGAUUGGUUGAAAUACAGAAAUGUUUUUCAAACGUUGUAUAUCGAUUUGAUGCACCUACUCAUCCUUGUAAAUAAGUCUUGUUUUUUUCUCACUCUGUUUGAAAUAUAUUUUAAUUUUUUUUAAGGUAUAUUAAAUUUUAAAAUGGGUGUUGUCUCUUUUUGCUGCAAAAUAUUUAACAUUCGUUUUCAAACAAUAUCUUGGGAAAUCGAAUAAUUCAGGAUAAUAUGACUAUAGUCUCACGCUUUACGGCACGUCAUUCUUUGCAUUUUAUUUGAUAUAAGUGGAUUAGCAUGCUUUCAUUUCAAUUUCUAAAAAGAAUUCAUAAAUAAUCUGACCGACCUCGAUAAAUUCACUUAGUGUUAUCGUGGUUUAAAUCGAUCGCGUAUUAGUUUCUAUUAUGUUGUUCCAAAUUCAGUAUACAUAAUCAAACUUCAAAUGCCUACAUGCUUGCAGCCGAUAAAUUCCAC